UAGAGGCUGACUGAUGCUGCCCGCUGCGGUCUCCCUCAAUGAGCGGAGGACGUUCGGAAGUUUCUUUCACCUCCUUCUUCGCUGUCCGGGUCCACGGAACCGAACCCCGCAAGACGAAAUAUUUUUUCUCAGACGCUCCGCAGCCGUUUUACCUUGAGCAUCUCUCGGUGGGAGACCUAAAAAAAAAAAAAAAAAAAAGUCCCUACGGGUGAGGAGCGGCGCUGAACUGAAGAGAUGCCUCACGGGUCGCUCGGUUCAGGGCAUCCCGAGCACCGAUCAGCGGAGAAAUGCUGAAGUUUAGCGGCAGCUCGGUGGUCGCGGCGCUGCUCAUCGCGGUGGUCUUCGGCUCAUUCUUCUUCUGCGAGUAUCUCAUCUACUUCCCGACCAUCCUUAAGUGUGCCUGGCCGAAGCUGAGCUAUGCCCGGGGCGGAGAGGGCACCGACGGGCGGCCGACGGACUCAGCGGUCCGCGCCAUGGUGCUGUCGGACACCCACCUCCUCGGAGCUGUGGGGGGACACUGGUUCGACAAGCUCAGGAGGGAAUGGCAGAUGGAGAGGGCUUUCCAGACCGCUCUGUGGCUGCUCAAGCCCGAAAUAGUCUUUAUUCUCGGGGAUAUCUUCGACGAAGGCAAGUGGAGCUCCCAGAAGCACUGGGAGGACGACGUACGCCGCUUCCACAGGAUGUUCAGACACUCCACUGACACAGAACUGGUCGUACUGGUUGGCAAUCAUGACAUUGGUUUCCAUUAUGAGAUGGACUGGUUCAAGCUGCAGCGCUUUGAAAAGGUCUUCAACGCCUCCUCCACCAGGAUUGUUACCAAAAAGGGAGUCAAUUUCCUGCUGGUGAACAGUGUGGCCCUGCACGGUGAUGGCUGCCCCAUCUGCCAGUCGGUGGAGAAGGACCUGAUUAAACUCUCCACAGACCUCAACUGCUCGCUUCCGAACUCGCAGUCUGACUCCGAAGAGACGAAGAACUGUGGCGGCUCGCAGACCUAUCCUCCCACCGCCCCCAUCAUGCUGCAGCAUUACCCUCUGUACAGAGUGAGCGACGCCAGCUGCACAGGGCAGGACGCAGCGCCGCCUGAAGAGCGACACCUGCUGUUCAGAGAGAAGUACGACGUGCUGUCGAAGGAGGCCUCGCAGCGGCUGCUGCAGUGGUUUAAGCCCCGGCUCAUCCUGAGCGGACACACCCACAGCGGAUGCGAGGUUCUCCAUGACAACAAGUACCCAGAAAUCAGCGUGCCGUCGUUCAGCUGGAGGAACAGGAAUAACCCCAGCUUCAUCCUGGCGUUGGUGUCCCCCAGCGGUUACUCCCUCUCCAAAUGUUUCCUGCCGGAGGAGAGCACGGUGAUCGCAGUCUACUGCUCGGCCGGAGCCUGCCUGCUGCUGCUCCUCCUGGCUCACUGUCUGUGGAUGAAGAGGCUGCUGCAGCUCAGCCUCUUCCUGCUGGGCAAGCACAAGUCUCUGUGAACUACGGUACCCAGAGUGCACCUUGCCGGUUUGUGGAGCUGGUAAAUACUCGGGUCUCUGGGCUACAGACCUCUCCACCCAGCCACUGUUUGUUUGUUGGGUCAUGUGAAGGACAUAAGUAUACAUAUAUAUAUAUUUAAAAUGUGUAAAUCAGUGCUGGCAUUGAUGAUGAUGAAGGAAGGAGAUGAUGUUAGCUCAUCAUCUGUUUUCAGAUUUUCUUGGACAGGUUGUCUUAAAAGCUGCUCACAUAUUAUGUAGGACAGUUCAAGGAAGAAGUGUAAAUACUUUGCUGUGGUGGUGAGUUAGAGGUGCUUUCUGUGAAACACGCCAAUCAUCUCUGAAAGGAGUUCAUUCUUUUUUAAAUCCGUCGUUGAUGUCAGUCCAUCCGUCACUGCUGCUUGUUGUUUUUAUGAUCUAUAUCAGGAUAUAUUUAUUCAUGACUUUCUGUGCCAAAUUGUUGACAGUUUACAAUGAGAUGUUCCUAAUAAAGAGUUUUCUCGUGGAAAAAAUUA
Molecule: messenger RNA, 1981 nt
Organism: Girardinichthys multiradiatus
Lineage: Eukaryota; Metazoa; Chordata; Actinopteri; Cyprinodontiformes; Goodeidae
Gene: mppe1
Product: metallophosphoesterase 1
Exons: 9
Coding region: 288-1469 (393 amino acids)
Biological process (GO): GPI anchor biosynthetic process; endoplasmic reticulum to Golgi vesicle-mediated transport
Cellular component (GO): endoplasmic reticulum-Golgi intermediate compartment
Molecular function (GO): phosphoric diester hydrolase activity
Source: RefSeq, a predicted model, not a curated record